Pelecanus crispus (Dalmatian pelican) is the source of this 1326-nucleotide messenger RNA. The record is from RefSeq and is a predicted model, not a curated record. NCBI's taxonomy places the organism in Eukaryota, Metazoa, Chordata, Aves, Pelecaniformes, Pelecanidae.
UGGAAGGGGAAGGACCUGUUUGAUCUAGUAUGCAGGACACUAGGACUCCGAGAAACCUGGUUCUUCGGGCUUCAAUACACUAUCAAGGAUACGGUGGCUUGGCUCAAAAUGGACAAGAAGGUUCUGGAUCAUGAUGUUCCAACAGAGGAGCCCGUCACCUUUCACUUCUUGGCCAAAUUUUAUCCUGAGAAUGCAGAGGAGGAACUGGUCCAGGAAAUCACACAGCACUUGUUCUUCCUGCAGGUGAAGAAGCAGAUUUUGGAUGAGAAGAUCUACUGUCCUCCUGAAGCUUCUGUCCUGCUGGCCUCUUACGCUGUCCAAGCCAAGUACGGCGAUUACGAUCCCAAUGUCCACAAGCGAGGCUUCUUGGCACAAGAGGAGUUGCUUCCAAAGCGGGUAAUAAACCUGUACCAGAUGACUCCAGAGAUGUGGGAGGAAAGGAUAACAGCCUGGUAUGCAGAGCACCGAGGCAGAGCAAGAGAUGAAGCUGAAAUGGAGUAUUUGAAAAUAGCUCAGGACUUGGAGAUGUAUGGAGUGAACUAUUUUGCGAUUAGGAAUAAAAAGGGCACUGAACUGCUCCUUGGAGUUGACGCCUUGGGUCUUCAUAUUUAUGACCCAGACAACAGGUUGACCCCUAAAAUCUCCUUUCCAUGGAAUGAGAUCCGGAAUAUCUCAUACAGCGAUAAAGAGUUUACUAUUAAGCCAUUGGACAAAAAGAUUGAUGUUUUUAAAUUCAAUUCAUCAAAGCUGCGUGUGAAUAAGCUGAUUCUUCAGCUGUGUAUUGGAAACCACGACCUCUUCAUGAGGAGGAGAAAGGCAGACUCGUUGGAGGUCCAGCAGAUGAAAGCACAGGCCAGGGAGGAGAAAGCCAGGAAGCAGAUGGAACGGCAGCGCCUGGCCCGAGAGAAGCAAAUGAGAGAAGAGGCUGAGAGGACAAGGGACGAGCUGGAGAGAAGAUUGAUGCAGUUAAAGGAAGAGGCAACGAUGGCCAACGAGGCUCUGAUGAGGUCUGAAGAGACAGCGGACUUGCUGGCUGAGAAGGCUCAGAUCACAGAGGAGGAGGCCAAGCUCCUGGCUCAGAAAGCAGCUGAGGCUGAACAGGAGAUGCAGCGAAUCAAAGCCACAGCCAUCCGGACAGAGGAGGAGAAGCGACUGAUGGAACAGAAGGUGCUAGAGGCAGAGAUGUUGGCACUGAAAAUGGCGGAGGAGUCGGAGAGGAGGGCGAAGGAGGCUGAUCAGCUAAAGCAAGACCUUCAGGAGGCUCGUGAAUCUGAGCGAAGAGCAAAGCAGAAGCUUUUGGAGAUCACUAGCAAGUCGUCCUACACA